This is a messenger RNA of Aegilops tauschii subsp. strangulata, 465 nucleotides long. The record is from RefSeq and is a predicted model, not a curated record. Lineage: Eukaryota; Viridiplantae; Streptophyta; Magnoliopsida; Poales; Poaceae.
AUGGCAAGCUACUGCUUCCUCGUCCAGAAGCUGUCCAGAUUCUUCGCGGGCUGCGAGUUCCUCCAUGCCCCGCGCGCUGAGAACAAGGCGGCAGACACGCUCGCCAAGAUCGCCUCCUCCCGAGACUCCAUUCCGUUCGGCGUCUCCCUCGAGCACCUGCAUAAGCCGUCCGUCAAGCCGUCUAUGGACUCCGAGUCCAUCCAUGUCCCAGCCGACCCGGCCGCGCUGCAACCCGGGACGGGGACUGCUCCAGCCAACCCGGCCGCGCUGCAACCUGGCCCGGGGACUGCUCCACCCGACCCGGCCGUGCCUCAACCCGGCCCAGGGGCUGCCUCCGCCAACCCGGCCGCCGUCAUCCCCGACCAGGGGGCUGCAGAACCCGGCUCGUGGGCUGCCGACUCGGAACCCGCCGUAGUGGCCGUCUUCCCCAUGGUCACGGCGCCAUCCUGGGCCCUGCCCAUCUAG